AUGUGUACAGAAAUGAGCAUCGACUUAAGCCAGCCCCGCUACGACCAAAGCUCGUACGCGGGACGAGCCAAACAUUUCCUGCUUCUCACCAACCCCCUGAACGCUUUCGCCUCCACGGAGCAGCUCGAUGAGGCGAAAAAGGUGGUUACAGAAUUUAAGCGAAGUCGACGAAUGCCAGCCGGUUAUGACUUGGACAAGUUGUGGGCGGCCAAGUACCUGUACGACAGCGCGUAUCACCCCGACACCGGCGAGAAAAUGUUCGUCCUCGGCAGAAUGGCCGCUCAGGCGCCGAUGAACACUAUCAUCACCGGGUGUAUGAUUACGUUUUACAAGACGACUGCGGCGAUCGCGUUCUGGCAAUGGGUAAAUCAAACCUUUAAUGCGCUCGUCAAUUACACGAAUCGAGGAGGAGAUGCGCCUAUGAGCAUGACGCACCUGCUGGGCUCUUACUGCGCAGCGUGCGGAGGAGCCCUCGGCACGGCUCUCUACCUCAACAGCAAAGUUAAGAACAUGAGCCCGAUCUACUCUCGCCUCGUGCCGUUCGCUGCUGUUUGCGGCGCCAACUUCAUCAACAUUCCUAUGAUGAGGAGCGGGGAGUUAAUGAACGGCACCCCUGUGUUCACGCCGGACGGUAAGAGAGUCGGGGAAUCGAAGGCCGCGGCGCGAUACGGCAUAAGUCUGGUCAUCGUUUCCAGGAUCUUCAUGGCUCUGCCCGGAAUGACGGUGACCCCCAUGAUAACAAACAUAGCGACGCAGAGGGGCCUCUUCUGCCAUUACCCCAAGGCGGUGAUUCCGUUCCAGUUGUUCCUGGUGGGUUUGUGCGUGACCUUCGCGACUCCGCUCUGCUGUGCGAUCUUUGACCAACGCGCUUCCCUCGCCGUCGACAGCCUCGAUACAGAGCUUAGGGAUACCGUAAAAAAGAAUUACCCCAACGUCAAGCACGUCUUCUUCAAUAAGGGCCUGUAA
Pieris macdunnoughi is the source of this 966-nucleotide messenger RNA. The record is from the annotation of a GenBank genome assembly. NCBI's taxonomy places the organism in Eukaryota, Metazoa, Arthropoda, Insecta, Lepidoptera, Pieridae.